This is a messenger RNA of Choloepus didactylus (southern two-toed sloth), 5105 nucleotides long. RefSeq names its product serine/threonine-protein kinase WNK3-like. The coding region runs from base 301 to 4743 and encodes 1480 amino acids. Gene Ontology annotation, molecular function: potassium channel inhibitor activity; ATP binding; chloride channel inhibitor activity. Gene Ontology annotation, cellular component: cytoplasm; cytosol. Gene Ontology annotation, biological process: monoatomic ion homeostasis; negative regulation of sodium ion transport; positive regulation of sodium ion transmembrane transporter activity. NCBI's taxonomy places the organism in Eukaryota, Metazoa, Chordata, Mammalia, Pilosa, Megalonychidae. The record is from RefSeq and is a predicted model, not a curated record. The transcript is spliced from 19 exons.
GCUCCCAGGCGAGCGCGAGCUCUGGGCUUGGACCCCGCUCCCCUGACCCCGCCCGCUCUUUACCUACCAGCGGUGGCUGGUCCGGUGGGCUCGUGGGGGAGUCGCUUGCGCGCGCACGCGCAUACGACGUGGAGCGGUUGCCGAGACCUGGAGAAGGGGAGUAAGAAGCAUCGGAAGAGAAGGUUGCUAUGGAAAUGUAAGACCACAUUAAAGGAAGUCCAUUCUGAUAAUUCUGAUACCUGAGAUGUAACUGGGCUAAAGAGUGAAACAGGAAAAGUUCUAACACCAACCUUAAUUAUAAUGGCUACUGAUUCAGGAGAGCCAGCUAGCACAGACGAUUCUGAGAAACCUGAUGGAAUUUCGUUGGAAAGCAGAGUUCCUCAGGUUGCUGCAGCUUUGACAGUGGAAGCUAGACGGAAGGAAAGAAACAGUACCUUCUCUGCUUCUGGGGAAACUGUGGAAAGGAAGAGAUUUUUCCGAAAGAGUGUUGAGAUGACGGAUGCUGGCAAAGUUGCAGAAUCUUCCCCCAAAGAUGAAAGAAUAAAGGCUGCAACAAAUAUUUUAAGAGUAGAUAAACUUCCUACAAAUGUGCUAAGAGGUGAAAAAGAAGUUAAGCAUGAACAAUGUUCAAAGACGAUUUCAGAAUCCUCAAAAGAUUGUUUCAAGGAGAAAAAUGAAAAGGAAAUGGAAGAAGAAGCAGAAAUGAAGGCUGUAGCUACUUCUCCUAGUGGCAGAUUCCUGAAAUUUGACAUAGAGCUGGGAAGAGGAGCAUUUAAAACAGUAUAUAAAGGACUGGACACUGAAACAUGGGUUGAGGUUGCUUGGUGUGAACUGCAGGAUCGGAAGUUAACCAAAGCUGAACAACAAAGGUUCAAGGAAGAAGCAGAAAUGUUAAAAGGUCUCCAGCAUCCCAAUAUUGUUCGAUUUUAUGAUUCCUGGGAGUCUAUAUUAAAAGGAAAGAAAUGUAUUGUAUUAGUUACUGAACUAAUGACAUCAGGAACCUUAAAGACGUACUUAAAACGAUUUAAAGUCAUGAAACCAAAGGUCUUAAGGAGCUGGUGCAGGCAAAUAUUAAAGGGAUUGCAGUUCUUACACACUAGAACUCCUCCUAUUAUUCACCGGGAUUUGAAGUGUGACAAUAUUUUCAUCACGGGACCCACUGGAUCUGUGAAGAUUGGUGAUCUAGGACUAGCCACCUUAAUGCGCACAUCGUUUGCUAAGAGUGUCAUUGGAACUCCAGAGUUUAUGGCCCCAGAGAUGUAUGAAGAGCACUAUGAUGAGUCUGUGGAUGUGUAUGCUUUUGGAAUGUGUAUGCUGGAAAUGGCUACAUCUGAGUACCCUUAUUCUGAAUGCCAGAAUGCAGCUCAAAUAUAUCGCAAAGUGACUAGUGGGAUAAAACCAGCCAGUUUCAAUAAAGUCACUGAUCCUGAAGUGAAAGAAAUCAUUGAAGGGUGCAUUUGUCAAAACAAAUCUGAAAGGUUGUCUAUCAGGGAUCUACUAAACCACGCAUUUUUUGCUGAGGAUACAGGACUGAGGGUGGAGUUAGCAGAGGAAGAUGAUUGUUCAAAUUCAUCCCUGGCUUUAAGACUCUGGGUUGAAGACCCUAAAAAAUUGAAAGGCAAACACAAAGACAAUGAAGCUAUUGAAUUCAGUUUUAAUUUAGAAACAGAUACAUCUGAGGAAGUAGCAUAUGAAAUGAGUCCCAUGACCUGCCUCCAUGCUCAGCAGUGUAUUAAAGGAGAUAACUUCUGUGGGGUAAAAUGCAUGUCCACACCUGAUCCAGGCUGUGGCAGUGCUGGUGGUGGUGGUAGCGGAGUGCAGAUGCUUCAGCAGCACGUUGUCAAGAUGAGGCAACCCAUGUCACAGCCAUUUGGAGUUGAACAACAAGCAGCUCUUCUAAAACAAGAUUUAGUUCGAAGCUUGAAUCAUGAGGCAGCAGCUGCAAAGGAAAAUACCAAUAGCAUUGAUAACCAAAGUGGAAAUGGCAAACAGGAUCGGAUCAAACAGAGACGUGCUUCCUGUCCCCGACCAGAGAAGGGGCCUAAAUUUCAGCUUACUGUACUGCAGGUGUCAACCUCUGGAGACAACAUGGUAGAGUGUCAGCUGGAGACACACAACAACAAGAUGGUCACCUUCAAGUUCGAUGUUGACGGCGACGCUCCAGAGGAUAUUGCAGACUAUAUGGUUGAAGAUAACUUUGUGCUGGAAAGUGAAAAGGAAAAAUUUGUAGAAGAAUUGAGGGCUAUUGUUGGGCAAGCUCAGGAGAUCCUUCAUGUCCACUCUGCUGGAGAAAGAGCCAUUGGAGUUGACUCCAUUAUCGUGGAAUCCAACAGUAGCCAAACAGGAUCAUCUGAACAAGUACAGAUAAAUUCUGCAACCACUCAAACCAGCAAUGAAUCUGCUCCUCAGUCAUCCCCAGUUGGUCGUUGGCGAUUCUGUAUCAAUCAGACAAUAAGAAAUCGCGAGACUCAGUCUCCUUCUCUUCAGCAUUCCUUGUCUACAGUUCCUGGGCUACAUCCACUUUCUAGUCCAAGAAAUGCAAGUAAUAAGGAAAUACCACAUGACACACCGCUCACUAUAGAAAGUAAUCCAUGUCAACGUUCACUUUUGACCUCUAAAUCAGAAUACAAGGAUUUAGUUGAUGAUAAGAUUUCUGAAUAUGCUAGUGUAGAAACUGAACAGCCAGCUAUACUUUAUCAAGUGGAAGAUGACAGGCAGAUAAUGGCACCAGUUACUAGUAGUUCCAGUUGUAUUGCUACUUCAGUUCAUGCAUUUCCAGUUGAAUGUGAGGGACUCACCAAUCAAGCAGGCAUACCUGUGCAUCCGUAUCACCAAGCUGCCAGUCAGGCUGAUGUACUUAUGGUUCAUCCUGGCGAGUCAAUUGAGAUUUCUGGUAACUCUCUUACAACUCUGGCAUUUAUGUCUGACCAAAAGCUUCAAUCCUUAUCAGUGCAGCAGCCAACUAUGGAUGCAGAGUUUAUAUCACAAGAAGGAGAAACAACAGUGAACACUGAAGCAAGUCCUCCCAAGACAGCCAUUCCCCCUCAGACCCCAGGCCUGGAACCAGCUACCCUUGUACACACCACUAUCCUGGAAUCAGAUGGGGAAAGACCUCCAAAACUGGAAUUUGCAGAUAACCGAAUUAAAACUCUGGAUGAAAAAUUAAGAAACUUGCUCUAUCAGGAGCAUAGCAUAUCUAGCAUCUAUCCUGAGAGUCAGAAGGAUACCCAGAACAUAGACUCUCCAUUUUCUUCCUCUGCUGAAGAUACAUUCUCCUGCCCAGUUCCAGAAGUCAUAGCCACCAGUCACUGUGGAAUUCAAGAUAGUCCUACACAAUCCCCUAAUUUUCAGCAGACAGGCUCUAAGAUUCUGUCCAAUGUGGCUGAGAGUCAGCCUGCUAACAUAUCAGUGUUCAAAAGGGACCUGAAUGUGAUAACUUCUGUACCCAGUGAACUCUGUUUGCAUGAGAUGUCCCCAGAUGCUUCACUUCCAGGGGAUCCAGAGAUCUAUCCUGCUGCUGUGUCAAGCGGUGGAACCAUUCAUCUGCAGACAGGAGGUGGAUAUUUUGGCCUAAGCUUUACUUGUCCUAGUCUCAAAAAUCCUAUUAGCAAGAAAUCCUGGACUCGCAAAUUAAAAAGCUGGGCGUACAGGCUACGGCAGUCAACCAGCUUUUUCAAGAGAUCAAAAGUCCGUCAAGCGGAAGGAGAAGAUAUGAGAUCAGCAGUUGCUUCUGAUCCCAUUCCUCUGACAUGCGAGUCUACAGCUGAUACUAGGGCUUUAAGUAGUCGUAAAGUGAUGAGUGGAUCAUUUCAGCGGGGUCGGUUUCAGGUGAUUACAGUUCCUCAGCAGCAAUCAGUGAAAGUGACAUCUUUUGGAAUAGAACACAUACCAGCUUCCAAACAGAUUACAAGCCAUUCUAGUGAAGAAACUAUAGUUUUUACUGAAACAGCAAAGUCUCAGUUGGUAGAAAUGGAACCUGCCACGCACAAUCCACAGACUUCAUUUUCUUCUCAGAAGUUACGAGCUCUUCCUAAGACCUUUAAAAAAGAUGAAGGAAUUCCCAAACAAAGUGACAAAUCCUUAUCUUUCAGCACAGCUUGUGAGGCUAAUGUAUCUUUGAUGACUCCAGAAAAGGAAUUGGAAGAAACUUCAGCCACAGGAAGCAGUAGCCUACAGUCUGGAUCUGAGCUGUUGCUUAAAGAGAGAGAGAUACUGACUGUUGAAAAACAGCCUAGCUCUGAUAGUGAAUUUUCAACCCCUCUUGCUGGCAAUGGAAAGUCAGCGGCAAAGACUGGUCCAGAGAGUGGUCAGUGUUUACCACUCCAUGAAGAACAAGCUUGUGUUCAAACACAGAGCUCACUCUUAUAUUCACCUUCUUCCCCAAUGAGCAGUGAUGAUGAGUCAGAAAUAGAGGAUGAGGACUUGAAGGUGGAGCUUCAAAGGUUACGAGAAAAACACAUUCAGGAGGUGGUAAAUCUUCAAACCCAGCAGAAUAAGGAGCUGCAGGAGCUCUAUGAACGCCUUCGGUUAGUUAAAGACAGCAAAAAUCAAUCAUCAGAGAUUCCUCUGCCACCUACAUCACCACGUCGACCAAGAUCUUUCAAAAGCAAACUUCGUAGCCGUCCCCAGUCCUUGACACAUGGAGACAGUGACUUAGUUGCUACAGGUAAAUCAGUCAUAAAAGUGAUUUUUAAAAAAUCCUGGUCAAAGAUCAGCAAAAUUAUAAAAAUCAUGAUGAUAUAAUUUGUUUUUUAUUAAACUAAAAUGAUUUAAAGAAGUACAGAGUAUUCUGAGAUUCUUUUCUAUUUUUUGGUAUUUUUUUUCCUACUUUUUAAUGAAAUAGAAGCAAUGAUAGAUGAUAGAUUUGGGGGAGCAUAUGAGUGUCGUGUUUUAUGGUUUCAUUUGAAAAACAAAUAGUUGGAAACCUAUUAUCAAUCUCCAAAAUAAUUUCUGAAAUGUUGUCAAUGGAAACUGCUGGUCUAGCAUUUAGAGUUUGUUGGGGAGAGUGUUGGUCACAAAAAUAAUCUUAAAAAUACACUCAUGUUCUGUCUAUAGUAAGAGAUCUUUAUUUGUAAUGAGAAUAUUAGAAAUAGCCCUUCUUUGAC